Molecule: messenger RNA, 861 nt
Organism: Didymella exigua CBS 183.55
Lineage: Eukaryota; Fungi; Ascomycota; Dothideomycetes; Pleosporales; Didymellaceae
Product: NAD(P)-binding protein
Exons: 2
Coding region: 1-861 (286 amino acids)
Source: RefSeq, a predicted model, not a curated record
AUGUCUUCUCAACCGCCCGUCUGGUUCAUCACAGCAGCCUCGAGCGGCUUCGGCAAGUACAUAGCCCUUGAGGCUCUCUCGCGCGGUCACAAGGUCAUCGCCAGCGCACGCAUCACGUCUCAUAUCGCCGACCUAAAAGAGAACGGUGCAGUGACGGUGACUCUCGACGUGACAGCACCCCAAGCAGGCAUUGAGAGGGUUGCGAAAGAGGCCAACGAGCAGUAUGGCUACAUCAAUCAUCUGGUGAACGCAGCUGGCUACAUCCUCGUCGGUGCAAUUGAGGAAACUUCGCCCAAAGAGGACUUCGACCAGUUCAACACCAACGUCUUCGGCAUGCUAAAUGUCUCGAAAGCCUUCUUGCCUUACAUCCGUGCUACUUCUGGUCACCGCACCAUCUCGAACUUCGGCAGUAUCGGCUCAUGGCGUGGCGGUGCCGGUUUCGGGCUCUAUGUUGGCACCAAGUGGGCAUGCAGUGGCAUCUCCGAGUCAAUGCGCAGUGAGCUUGCACCGCUGGGGAUCUCUGUGACCGUUGUUGAGCCGGGAUACUUCCGCACUGGCUUCCUCAAUGCAAGUACGCGGAUCCAGAGUGAGAAGCAAAUAACGGAGUAUGACGAGACUGCCGUUGGUCAGGUCAGGGUAAGGCUCAGUCAGGUGGACAAUAAUCAGCCGGGUGAUGUUGUCAAGGGCUCAAAGGUUAUAGUGGAUAUUCUGACGAAGAGUGGCGCUUCCAAGGGAAAGGAUAUUCCGAUGCGUAUCGUUCUGGGUUCGGACUGUUCAACUGGGGUUCGUCAGAAAAUCGAGGAGACGGUCAAUCUGCUGGACGAGUGGGAUCCUAUAACUACCAAAACUGAUCACAAGUAG